Tetrahymena thermophila SB210 is the source of this 1212-nucleotide messenger RNA. RefSeq lists its product as hypothetical. Gene Ontology annotation, cellular component: perinuclear region of cytoplasm; cytosol; nucleus. The transcript has 11 exons. The record is from RefSeq and is a predicted model, not a curated record. Gene Ontology annotation, biological process: activation of GTPase activity; nucleocytoplasmic transport. NCBI's taxonomy places the organism in Eukaryota, Ciliophora, Oligohymenophorea, Hymenostomatida, Tetrahymenidae. Gene Ontology annotation, molecular function: small GTPase binding; GTPase activator activity.
AUGCUCGCUUCCCAUUUGUAUUCCAGAUCUUCUGUUCAGAAUGGGGCCUCCUCUUUACCUCCUAUCAGAUUUGGCCCUUCCCUCCUACCAAGGAGACCGCUGGUAACAUUCACAUUUUUACAUGGAAUUUUUCGAAAUAAAGGGGGCGGUAUAGGAUUCGAACCCCCGAUAUCACUGCUAAGACCCUCCGACUCGCCCACUCGAGCCGCUUAGCCCUUCUUUAAAAUUGGUCAUGAAGGUGCAUCAGAUUUAGGUUCUGCUUUAGCAAAGUGCACUAAUCUCUCAAAUUUGACACUUAUACUUAAUUUCAAUAAAAUUGGUGCAAUUGGGGCAUCAAGCUUAAUUUCUGCUUUAGCAAAGUGCACUAAUCUCUCAAAUUUGAAUCUUGAUCUUAGUAACAAUAAAAUUGGUGAUGAAGGUGUAACAAGUUUAGGUUCUGCUUUAGCAAAGUGCACUAAUCUCUCAAAUUUGACACUAAACCUUAAUUACAGUAAAAUUAGUGAUGAAGGUGCAUAAGGCUUAUGUACUGCUUUAGUAAAGUGUAUUAAUCUCUCAAAUUUAGAACUUUAUCUUAAUGGCAAUCAAAUUAAUGAUGAAGCUGCAUCAGGUUUAGGUUCUGCUUUAUCAAAGUGCAUUAAUCUCUCAAAUUUGAUACUUGAACUUAGUGGGAAGAAUAUUGAUGACUAAAGUGCAUAGCGCUUUGGUUCUUCUUUAGCAAAUUGCACUAAUCUCUCAAAUUUGACACUUAACCUUUUUGACUGUAAAAUUAGUAAUUAAGUUGCAUCAAGAUUAGUCUCUGCUUUAGCAAAUUGCACUAAUCUCUCAUAUUUAGUACUUAAUCUUCAAUUGAAUUAAAUUAAUGAUUAAGGUGCAUUGGGGUUAGGUUCAGCUUUAGCAAAUUGUACUAAUCUCUCAAAAUUGAUACUUUUACUUGGAAAAAAUUAAAUUGGUGAUGAAGGUACAUCAAGGUUAGGUUAUGCUUUAGCAAAUUGCACUAAUCUCUUAAGUUUGACACUUUAUCUUAAUAAUAAUUAAAUUGGUGACUAAGGUGCAUCAAGGUUAGGUUCUGCUUUAGCAAAUAGCACUAAUCUCUCAAAUUUGACACUUUUACUUUGCAACAACUAAAUCUAUGUAUCAUAAUAAUUGAAAAUAAAAAGCAAGUGUCUUAAAUCAAAAAGAUUAGUUUUAUUUGAAAUAAAUUUCUAAUGGUGA